GCAAUACAUUCAUUCACUUUCAUUCAAACUUCAAGACUGGUCUCUUGAUUUCCGUUCUUUUUCUUCUAUUCCGUCACAUUCUUUAUCGUCAAACUCGACACUCACUCUCUUUUACAUUUCACAAUGAAGUUCACUAACAUUGUCCUGGCUGCCAGCGCCGCAACCGUGGCCUGCGCAUACCCCCGAGGAAGGGACGUUGUUCCCACCAAGCAGAGUGCUGAUCUCAAGAAGCGUGCAAAUGGAUUCACUUGGCUCGGUGUGAGCGAGUCCGGUGCCGAAUUCGGCGAGCACAACAUCCCCGGUACCCUGGAACAGGACUACACCUGGCCCAAGACUUCCCAGAUUCAGAUCCUGAGAGAUGCCGGCAUGAACAUCUUCCGUGUGCCCUUCUUGAUGGAGCGCCUGGUGCCAACCAGCAUGACCGGCACCCCGGAUGCCACUUACCUGGCCGCCCUCAAGUCUACUGUCAAGUUCAUCACCGCCAGCGGUGCAUAUGCCGUCCUUGACCCCCACAACUACGGAAGAUACGCUGGCAACAUCAUUAGCUCGACCUCCGAUUUCAAGGCCUUCUGGAAGACCGUUGCUACCGAGUUCGCCACCAACGACAAGGUCAUCUUCGACACCAACAACGAGUACCACGACCUUGACCAGACCCUCGUCCUGGACCUGAACCAGGCCGCCAUUGACGCUAUCCGUGCCACUGGUGCCACCAGCCAGUACAUCUUUGUUGAGGGUAACGCCUGGAGCGGUGCCUGGUCCUGGGCCAACAACAACGACAACCUGAAGGCCCUCACCGACUCCGAGAACAAGAUCGUCUACGAGAUGCACCAGUACCUUGACGGCGACAGCUCCGGCACCUCCGAGACCUGCGUCAGCGCCACCAUCGGAAAGGAGCGUCUCCAGUCCGCCACCGCUUGGUUGCAGAAGAACAACAAGCUGGGCUUCAUCGGCGAGUUCGCCGGCGGCGUCAACAGCAACUGCGAGGCUGCCGUCGAGGGCAUGCUCUCCUACAUGUCCGAGAACAGCGACGUCUGGAUGGGCGCCGAGUGGUGGUCUGCCGGUCCCAUGUGGGGAUCUUACAUGUACAACCUGGAGCCAAGUAACGGCCCUGCUUACUCGACCUACCUUCCCAUUCUCGAGAAGUACUUUGUCGACGGCACUGCCCCAGCCCCGUCCUCCUCUUCAUCCACAUCCACCGCCACCGCUGCCCAGACCUCUACCACCACCGCCGCCGUUGAGAUCACCAGCACCCCCAGCAGCAACGUCCAGGUCCCCAGCUCCGUUAUUGAGCCGUCCAGCUCGACUGCCUCAGCUCCCGCUGAGACUUCCGCCGCUGUCGUUCCCGUUGUCCCCACCACCACUGCUGCUGCCCCUACUACCCUCGUCACCGCGACCGCCACCUCCACCGCCAAGCCCUACACUCAGGUACCUACCACCAGCCCUACCACCAACCCUUCUACUGGAAACGUUGCUAAGCACUACUACCAGUGCGGUGGCCUCAACUGGACUGGAGCCACUGUUUGUGAGACUGGCACUACCUGCGUUAAGCAGAACCCCUACUACUACCAGUGUGUUAACUAAGGGAUGAUCUCGUAUCAAGCCAAAAGGGGAGAUUUUAUUGAUAGGUGGCUUGGUGUCAGCGUUUUCUUUCAGGUUGACUGUUAUUUACACUACUUUUAUACAUUUCUUUCUUCUCGAUUAGUUCGAUUAUAUUAUAUAAAUUCAAUUCGAAGUUUUGCA
Penicillium samsonianum is the source of this 1740-nucleotide messenger RNA. It is a transcript of the gene egl3, whose product is annotated as putative extracellular endoglucanase/cellulase. Lineage: Eukaryota; Fungi; Ascomycota; Eurotiomycetes; Eurotiales; Aspergillaceae. Gene Ontology annotation, biological process: glucan catabolic process. Gene Ontology annotation, cellular component: extracellular region. The record is from RefSeq and is a predicted model, not a curated record. The coding region runs from base 124 to 1581 and encodes 485 amino acids. Gene Ontology annotation, molecular function: cellulose binding; hydrolase activity, hydrolyzing O-glycosyl compounds. The transcript has 4 exons.